CUUCCUUCGGAGUCGACCAAUGGCCGCCACCGCCUCUGCCGCCGCUACAUCCUCCUUCAUCGGCACCCGCCUCCCCUAUGUCUACUCGGGCUCCGUGUGAGUCGUUGCCAGGUUCGGUUUCGGAGGUAUCCGGGAGCCGUAGCACCCGAGUGGCUUGACGGAAGCUUGGUCGGUGACUACGGGUUCGACCCUUUCGGGUUGGGCAAACCCGCAGAGUACUUACAAUAUGAUUUAGAUUCUUUGGACCAGAACCUGGCUAAGAACUUGGCCGGUGAGAUCAUCGGGACCAGAACUGAGGUUGCAGACGUAAAGGCGACACCGUUUCAGCCUUACAGUGAGGUCUUCGGUCUCCAGAGGUUCCGCGAAUGCGAGCUGAUACAUGGGAGGUGGGCCAUGUUGGCUACUCUUGGUGCCCUCACCGUCGAGUGGAUCACCGGAGUUACCUGGCAUGAUGCCGGCAAGGUAGAGCUAGUGGAGGGUUCGUCAUACCUGGGGCAACCCCUUCCAUUCUCGAUAUCAACAUUGAUUUGGAUUGAAGUUCUGGUGAUCGGGUACAUCGAGUUCCAAAGGAAAGCGGAGCUCGACCCAGAAAAGAGGCUGUACCCAGGAGGAAAGUUCUUCGACCCACUAAGCUUGGCCGCAGACCAGGAGAAGAAGGCCGUCCUUCAACUGGCUGAGAUCAAGCAUGCUCGCCUCGCCAUGGUUGCUUUCCUCGGUUUCGCAGUCCAAGCUGCUGCGACUGGCAAAGGUCCUCUCAACAACUGGGCUACCCACUUGAGUGACCCUCUUCACACUACCAUUAUCGACACCUUCACCUCUUGAAAAUGCAUCCAUCCC
Hibiscus syriacus is the source of this 837-nucleotide messenger RNA. Its product is annotated as chlorophyll a-b binding protein CP29.1, chloroplastic-like. Gene Ontology annotation, biological process: response to light stimulus; photosynthesis, light harvesting in photosystem I. The annotation marks the transcript as partial. The transcript has 2 exons. The record is from RefSeq and is a predicted model, not a curated record. Gene Ontology annotation, cellular component: chloroplast envelope; chloroplast thylakoid membrane; plastoglobule. NCBI's taxonomy places the organism in Eukaryota, Viridiplantae, Streptophyta, Magnoliopsida, Malvales, Malvaceae.